AUGCCUAACGUCGGGAAGCCAUCCAAGGGAUGCAAGAAUUGUAGAGGUAGGAAGGUGAAGUGUGACCAGAAGCGGCCAUCAUGCGGGCAGUGUUUGAGAAUUGGCAAGGAAUGCCAUGGGUACCGGGACCCGCUCCAAAUGAUGUUCAAGAACGAGAGCGAUGUGGUUGCUCGAAAGGCGAACAUGCGGUACCAAGAGCUAUCAAAAGGAAAGAGUCCAAUAUCUUCCCGUUGGAAGAGAUCUCACACUUCAGACAACGACUCCACGAGCUCCGGCGCAAGCCCUGCUUCAUCCACCACUUCAAAUCACCAAUUUGCGCUGAGGACAGGGCCUUCGGCGCACAAGAAAUCGAUGACACGGGAGCUGAUGCCGCCGCUCGAAGAUCAAGCAGUUGGGUUUUUUUUCUCUAAUUAUGUGCUGACGCCAACGCUUGUACCAAGAGGCCAGUUUGACUAUCUUCACGAGCUAGUGAAUCAGCAUGGAGCAGAAAAGAUACUACAAACUGCAGUCACCGCUGCUGGACUAGCGGGACUCGGGAAUGCUACGAAAUGCCCUCAUAUCUCGAAGAAAGCAAGGGAGGAGUAUGUGACGGCCUUACGUAUGACAAACAAAGCACUCACGUUACAAGAGACGGCGACCAAAGACAGCACACUCAUAUCAGUUCUCAUGCUUGGCAUGUACGAGAACUUCACGUUUCAAACUAAAGAUUCCCAAAAGGCAUGGACGGAGCACAUCAACGGGGCAACUACCCUAAUCAACCUCCGCGGAAUUAAGCAAUUCUAUCAAAGCGUUAGCCGGCGCAUAUUCCAACAGUUCUAUGGCACCGCCCUCCUGACUUGCUUGCAGAACAGAGUAGCGGUUCCGACAGGCAUGACUGAACUCUGGGAAGCCGGAACCCAAAUCAACGACUACAGCAUUCCCGGAAAAGAAUGGACUACGUGCAUGAUCCGUUUCAUGCUGCGUGUCAUUAAUCUCAGUGGGGAUUCAGACAGCGAUCCCGCAUCAAUGGUUGCUUCAGCGACCAAGCUCGAUCGCGAACUCGACACUCUCAAAGCGCUGAUACCGAAUAUCUGGAAAUACGAAACCGUGGUCCUUGAAGAACCUCUGGAAUCCGUGCACAGUGGCUUUUAUCAUAUCUAUCUAGACCCCUGGAUCAUACAGAUGUGGAACCAUCUUCGAUCCGUUCGGCUAAACCUACACAAGUUGAUCCGAGAACAACUCCUCAAAAGCUUGGAUCAAGCUCCCACCUUCUUCGAUACCCACGAAACGGGAGCACAGAUUCUCAUUUCGGAGCAAGUCAUGCGAACCGCCGCAAUGGGCAUUUGUGCCACUGUGCCGCAGGUAACUGGACAAAUACCAUUUCCGGUCCCUUCAGCCACCACAGCGGUAUAUGCGGACUCCGCGAAAAGUUCAGAUUUGUUCGAUAUUGAGGACCCCAGAUUCAAGAUUCACCCUCCUGGAACGUUCCUUAAUCCAUCGCGGCCAACAGGUAUGGCAUACCUGAUCUGGCCACUGUAUGCUGCGGGAGUAAUGGAUCUCUGCUCUGAGGGUAUGAGAGACUGGGUCAUUGAUCGACUCUUCUACUUAGGCCUGAAGAUUGGGACAAGACAGGCUGUGGUGUUUGCAGAGGAGCUAAGAGAG
Lindgomyces ingoldianus is the source of this 1641-nucleotide messenger RNA. RefSeq lists its product as uncharacterized. NCBI's taxonomy places the organism in Eukaryota, Fungi, Ascomycota, Dothideomycetes, Pleosporales, Lindgomycetaceae. Gene Ontology annotation, molecular function: zinc ion binding; DNA-binding transcription factor activity, RNA polymerase II-specific. Gene Ontology annotation, biological process: regulation of DNA-templated transcription. The transcript is spliced from 2 exons. The annotation marks the transcript as partial. The record is from RefSeq and is a predicted model, not a curated record.